This is a messenger RNA of Rhagoletis pomonella (apple maggot), 812 nucleotides long. RefSeq lists its product as uncharacterized. The transcript is spliced from 4 exons. Bases 372 to 812 code for a protein of 146 amino acids. The record is from RefSeq and is a predicted model, not a curated record. Lineage: Eukaryota; Metazoa; Arthropoda; Insecta; Diptera; Tephritidae.
GGCUUUGCAAAAUGUACAUAAAUAUUCAACUAAAAAUUUAAAUGUCAACAAAGCACAAAUUUUAAUUAUACGAAAAGCAAUAACUACAACAAGGGAAAUGUGCAUAAAAAAUGCUUGUGAUGGUCUACAAAUAGUAAACAAAAACAAAAAAAGCUGAAAUCUGAAAGCAAACAGAAACACCAAUUACUAAAAAUGGAUAAUAAAAUGUGCAAAUAUAUUAAAAAAUUUACAAACUUUAUUUAUGUAUGUACAUAAGUGCUAGAGGAACGAUGUGAACACAAAAUAAAAUUUACGAAAUAUUUGUGUUGUUAUUAAAUACGCAAGCAAAAACUUUCGUCAUAUUUCCAACAAAUAACUCAAACUAAGCAACCAUGUCGUUAACUGUGAAAAUUGUGCAAUUUCAAUUGCCGAAGGCCAAAUCUAAUUUAAUCGCACGCGUCGAAUUCCGAGGUGUUGCCCAUAUAACAUCAGAACUCAAUGCUGAUUGCAACAUUAUUGAUGUUAAUCAGUCUUUCAUUUGGCCAUUGGCACGGCCGGCCACCGAUGAGGAGCCACUUACAGUCGAGUUGCGUACACAAACCACAAAGACUCUGCUGCGUACUGGACUCAGUCAUGCCUCGGGCGGUCUGAUGGGCGGCGGUGGGAGUAGUGGCAGCGGUGGCAGUAUGAGCGGCAUCAUCAGCAGCAGUAGCAAAUGUGUUGGUCAAUAUAUUGUGUUGAUGCAAGGUUUAAUCAACAGUGGUUACAUACGCAUUGAGGACCAAAUGGUGGACAUAUCGUCGAAUAAACCUAUACAGGUAAUUACAAAAUGA